CAUCUAAAAAUGACACGUGGCAAUCGUGUUCCUCAAUGGUCUCUCGAAUCCAUCGCAUCCCGAUUCAAAGCUUGAUGAUAAUUUCGUCAUCUUCUUCCUUGGAAUAACGUGUUUAGGCGUGUACAUCAAUCACAUGGUGGCUUUGUGUAACACAAAACCAACAUAAAGCUUCCAUACGAUUUAGACCCUUGGGGAAGGAAAAAAAAAAAAAAAAAUCUGAUAUUUUUAGACUUUUGUCGAUCGCUAUUGUAAGAUCUGGUCUGGGUCCUCGAUUUCGGUGAGUGUUGUCGGGGAAAAAGAAGACCCAUCUCUCACUUUAAUGCCUCGCACAAAUUGAGUCUCUGCUUCGGAUCUGAUUGUGAAUUUUUUACAGCUUUUUUUUUUUUCUGAGCUGUGUAUCUUGGGAAUAAAUGGGCAAUCCAGGUCCAGACACCGAGAGAAACAAGAAUAAUGUGGUCACAAGUGUGUUUGAUCCUGCAAUCUCUAGAUUCGUUGGGUUUUCUCAGAAGCUCCAAACCUGUCUUAAGUCCCAGCUGAAGAAUUUGAAAGCUGAUAAGCAUGGGAUUGGUUCUUCAUGGAGGCAGGAUAAAGAAAGCUCAUCGAGCUCAAUGCAAAUUGAUUUGGAGAAACAGUUAGGUAUUUGGAGAGAAAACCCUUCGUGGACUGAUCAGAUACCAGUCAUUAAGGUGAGUAUUCCAAAAGGAUCGCUUUGCAAUCUCAAAGCCGAGGUGAAUGUUGGUUUACCUCCUGAUGCAGUCUACAACAUUGUGAUUGACCCUGACAACAGAAGAGUCUUCAAGAAUAUCAAGGAGGUUAUGUCGCGGAAAGUAUUGGUAGAUGAAGGGUUGAGGCAAGUGGUGGAAGUAGAACAAGCAGCUUUGUGGAGAUUUCUCUGGUGGUCAGGGACAAUCUCAGUUCAUGUCUUGGUGGAUCAGAACCGGGCAGAUCACUCUAUGAAAUUCAAGCAAGUGAAGAGUGGAUUCAUGAAGAGAUUUGAAGGAAGCUGGCAAGUUAAGCCUUUGUUUGUGGACGAACAUAUGUGUGAUCGUUUGAAGCCGAAAACGUUGGAUGAGUAUAACCGGUGCACUGGAGGCAAAGGGAGGAUCGGAUCUAAGGUGACACUAGACCAGCUAAUACAACCAGCGAUUGUUCCACCUCCACCCAUUUCUUGGUAUCUCAGAGGAAUCACGGCCAAGACGACAGAGAUGCUCAUCUAUGACUUAUUGGCUGAGACCACCAGGAUCCGUGCAGCUGGAGAAAUGGAGGAUGGUCACUCGCCGGAUGAGCAACGGAUUGGGACAUCUGGGGACAUAAAGGAAAGAUGGGCAGCACAUAGAAGAACAUCAAGGAGACGCCGGAAUGACUUGUCUUAAGAGUUAAGCCUCAAGACCAUGAUUUUGGAAAAAAAAUAUCUUGAGGAUUUUUGAAACAAGCAGCAACAGAAUGUUGAUAUCUAUAUUCCUUGUUAAAGAGUUUACUGUUACCAAUACUGAUGUGAAAUUUACACAACAUUUCGAAAGAAAUAACUUCAUUCAUUUAUUUUUGUAAAGAAAGAAUUAUCUAUGCGAUGAAAAAGAUGAAAAGACAUGAAUAAGAAAGCAAAAAAAUCAUAUUAAUCCAGGUACAAUACACGAAAACUAUUUAAAAGGGUUCUUCUAGUAAAUUUUAGG
This is a messenger RNA of Camelina sativa (false flax), 1670 nucleotides long. RefSeq lists its product as uncharacterized. The record is from RefSeq and is a predicted model, not a curated record. NCBI's taxonomy places the organism in Eukaryota, Viridiplantae, Streptophyta, Magnoliopsida, Brassicales, Brassicaceae.